This is a messenger RNA of Equus caballus (horse), 4869 nucleotides long. The record is from RefSeq and is a predicted model, not a curated record. Lineage: Eukaryota; Metazoa; Chordata; Mammalia; Perissodactyla; Equidae.
AGGCAGAGGGGCCAGGACACAGACAGCCUCGUGCCGAGUGAAGGCGUUUGGUAUUGGGAGGCAAGAGGGAACCAUUGGAGGUUUUUAAGCUGAGGAGUGAGAUGAUCAAAGCCAGGUUAGAAGGACAUUUAGCUGACAGCCUAGACAGAGGCUGGAGGAAUGAAGAGGUUAGGAGACUGGAGAGUGAACAAAAGAAUGGGUGGAUGAGGACAGAGAAAUGAAAGGCUAACUUUAUGAUGAAUUCUGAAUCAGAAAAUAGAGGGUUUUGAUCUCCAACAUUCAUAUGCCCAAGAAGAGCCAAUUAAAGGCCUGGGGGUUUCUGACAAGGAACUAAGAGCAGACGGGCAGAGGCCUGCACUGUGGCCUGCAGCGUAGCAGAAGCCAAUGGCUGCGCUUCAGACUCCCGUGUUCCUGCUGGCCUGGGACUUCCUCACUCUCUGGAGUCUUGCCCCAAUUGUGUGUUUAAUUUCAGUCUUUUCCUCCUUUUCAGGUUUUACCACAGGAGAAUAACGUCUCCAUUCUAAUCUGAAAUGAAUUAUUUAUGCCUAUGAACAUGCUGGAUGCCCACCUGCCUUAUUUAUUUUUCGAAUAAUCCACAUGAACAGGAAUUCACACGAGGCAUGGCAAACAUAAUUUUGAGGAAAUCUGUUUACCGCUACUGACUCCAGAAGAGAGAACCUGACAGACCAGUAACAUGGAGGAAAUUGAGAAAGUUAUCAAAAAGCUGCCAUCUCCCAAAACACCAGGCCCACGUGGUGUUACAGGUUAAAAAAGAUCCUUCAUGAGGAAGAAAGAUCUUAAGCAACAUGGAUUCUGAAGCUCAUGAAAAGAGGGCGCCACUCCUAACAUCUUCGAAACAAGACAUAGCACCUCAUAUUGCACACGUUGGUGGAAUGAAGCAUUACUUGUGUGGCUGCUGUGCAGCCUUCAACAAUAUAGCCAUCACCUUCCCCAUUCAGAAGGUCCUCUUCCGGCAGCAGCUGUAUGGGAUCAGGACGCGGGACGCAGUCCUUCAGCUGAGGAGGGAUGGAUUUCGAAACUUAUACCGCGGAAUCCUUCCCCCCUUGAUGCAGAAGACGACCACGCUGGCACUGAUGUUUGGGCUCUAUGAGGAUUUAUCUUGCCUUCUCCAUAAGCAUGUCAGUACCCCGGAGUUUGCGACCCGUAGCAUGGCAGCAGUACUGGCAGGGACAACAGAAGCGAUCUUCACUCCACUGGAAAGAGUUCAGACAUUGCUUCAAGACCACAAGCAUCAUGACAAAUUUACAAACACCUAUCACGCGUUCAAGGCGCUGAAAUGCCAUGGGAUGAGAGAGUAUUAUCGAGGCUUGGUGCCCAUUCUUUUCCGUAAUGGUUUCAGCAAUGUCCUUUUUUUUGGCCUUCGAGGGCCCAUCAAGGAGCAUCUGCCGACCGCCACCACUCACAGUGCUCAUCUGGUCAACGAUUUUAUCUGUGGAGGUCUAUUGGGGGCCGUGCUGGGAAUCUUGUUUUUUCCAGUUAAUGUCGUAAAAACUCGCAUGCAGUCUCAGAUUGGUGGGGAGUUUCAGUCUUUCCCCAAGGUUUUCCAAAAAAUCUGGCUAGAACGGGACAGGAAACUGACAAACCUUUUCAGAGGUGCCCAUCUGAAUUACCAUCGGUCCCUCAUCUCUUGGGGCAUAAUCAAUGCGACUUACGAGUUCUUGUUAAAGAUUAUAUGAAAGAAGUCAGUUAAGUGCCAUUUAUCACUUGAAUAGACCUUCUAAGAAGAAUGUGGUUUGGCCUCAUUCCUAAUUGGCCAGGACAGUUGGUGUCCAGGGCACAAGGAAUUACGGGCACAGCUGUUUCCCUUAAGCACCAACGAAUCAGAAUAAAAGGUUUCAGCAGGAAAAGUUGAGGGAUUUGUUUUGUUUUAUUGUUAUCUGAGAACUUGAGGCUCAUUGCCUGGUUAAUAGCUGUCCAUCUGAUGGCUUUUGACAAGGAAACUAAUAGCCAAGAUUUUAUUUUCUUCUUCAAAAGUCUUUAAACUUUCUGUAUUGAAACGUAAGUGGCCAUGAGCAGCCGGAGGAAAGGUGUUUAGGGCCCGCUGAAUUCUCAGGCUGACCUCCGUUACUCCGUUUCGUCCUCCUCCGCCCUCAGGUGAGCUGCAGAGUAGGCUUGAUUCACCUGGAGCGUGUGCGUGGUAGGACCGGGGGAACAGCAACGAGAAGCAGCUGGCAGGUGUAGGCGUUUCAUGAUAAAUUGCUUGUGUUAGUUUUGAAACUAGGCACCUGUUGGGAUAGUCUUUAUCUAAACUUUGUUUUUUAGACAUGGUCGAUGCAAGCAGCGAAUGAAAGCUCCCAGUUUGCCUUCUAGGUUUGAAAGUUUUUUGUGUAAUUCUGAAUGUGACCUUAAACCCUUCCAAAAUAUCCUUCCGUUAAUUUCACUUAUUUCAUUGCCAAAAGAUGGAGAGACUUAAAUUUUGUUACAGGCAUUUCACCCCGUUCAGUUUCAUAUUAAUUGCAUAUAAAUCAAACUCGGUGUAGCUUGGUUUCUUUGAUUGUUGCCAACUUAUCGAAGAGGUUUUUUUUCUUUGAGUAGCAGUUUGUCAUGUUCAAGUAUCCUGUUCUCUUGAAAUUCUCCUUUUAAAAGAAGGAAACCACUUUCAUAAAAUUUUAUUUUGGAAGUCUGUUAACAGGAGCCCAGAUUUUUCUGGUUUCUAAAUUUUCCAGGGGAGGGGAGAACUCAGGGCACCUUUCACUCCGCGGUGUUAGCCGUCUUUUUUUUAUUUUACUCUUGGAAAUAAAGACUUCUAGGAUUUUUAUAUUUUGGGAACCCAGUUUUUACCAUUUUUGUCAUUAAAACAAUAAGACAGUUUGAGAGGAUAAGAUCUAAGUAAAAAUGUUUGAAGGGUUAAUUUUAAAUUCCAGAAGUUGGUAAGAGCUGGACAGAUACUCAUCCCUCACCUCACAGACCAACGCCUACUUAUCAAAGGAAUCAGGGUUCACAAUGGUUUUUCCAGACAAAUGAGGCAAAAUGACUCAUACAUCGAUUGAGUAACUAAUAAAACAUACGAAGCAUCCUAGAAAAGUGGUUCGUCAGUCUUGUAAAAGCCCCCCUCAGUCCAGACUGUGUGGUUAAGAUUGCCAGCACGGGACGCGGCAGGGCAGUUGGGCUUCUUAUGAACCGGCUUUUCUUCAUUCUGGACAAUUGCAUCUGAAUAUGUGCACAUACUGACCGAAAUAAAAUCAGGCUCUCAGUUGGUAGUUUCCUCAAUUUCUGGGCAGAUAGUCCAAAAAAAGACAUUUAACCUCUGAACACAGUGUGGCCUGUCACACGCUGAGCACGCUCCUUCCAGACAGGCGGCGGUGGGGCCCGCAGCUUCCCAGCACACGGCAGACGGGCUUGUGCUGGAAGUGGCCCUUCACUUUAGAAACCGAGAUGCAGAUGUAAGGAUUUCAGAAAAGCCCUUGACACCUAAUAAGUGUGAGGAGCAUCCUUUGGCUGAUUGAAUAGAGUCAGGAUUUGAAGGGGCUUGGGUUUCAGAAAUGGACAGUGAGGGCACCGUGGGGCCUGCGGCCUCGUUCUCGGGCGUGUGUCCCUGAGCGCCGCGUGUCCAGGUGCCCCGCAUGGGGCAGGGGCACCACCCGGGACUGGCCGCCGAGGCCUUGGUUCCACAGGGCUUCCUUUUGUCUACACACUCCACGCAGCUGACAGAAAUCUGAGUUCCAAGGCACUUCUGGGAAAUACGAAUGAAUUCAGAGGAGGAUGCCUUGGUUUCUGCUGUUUCAAAUAUGUGGCAUUUAAAAAACAAUAUUUUUACUGGUUUUAGCUCAUCAUAUUUUUGAAUUUCUUUGUCACUUUUUACAGCUUUUGAAGACCAAACUGCAAAUACAUUACCAGGGAUGGUUUUGUGUUGUCCUACAUAGAGUUCUUAAAUUUAACAAAAUAUUCAGAACUUGUGGUAGCCAACAGCUUUGUCUGGCGUUUAAAAUAAGUCAAAAUGUGCUGUUAAUAAGAGAUGCGAACUGUUGUUACCUUCAGUGUGACCUAGUGUGGUAAUAGUCUUGAAAAGGCAAACAUCGAGUAACUUUAUCUGAAAAGCUUUAAAAGUGGCCUUUCUGUUACAUACGUGGUGCAGAUGGCGCCUUGUCUUGCCUCGUGUGCUCCGUGUCUGCUGCCACCAGAAGUGGCUCUGGGCUCUGCAUUUGACACACUCAGAGUGCCGUGAGCCCUCAGGACUGCACCGCGGGGGAAGGCCAGCCCCUGUCUGGUGCCAGUUCUGUCCUUGUUUCAUUUGUGCUUGGAGGCAGAGUUGAUGUUUUGUCUCAGUAGUCAGUGUUCACCUUACCGUAUGGUUGGUUCUACAAUCACCUGCUGUACAUUGUGAUCUGUGCAGUAAAGCAGAACUGGGGACAUGUAUCAUCUUUGCAGACCUGAGACUCCCUAGCCCAGUGACAGUGGCGAUUCUCAGUUACGGGGCUGUGCAGCCGCGGAAGGGGUGACGGGGGGGUUGACAGGAAGUAGGAAGUGGGGUCUAGAGGGCGUCGCGCAGGCAGUCCUGCUGGCCCGUGGACGCCGUGCUGUAGUGAGGACAUGGUCAGGGGGCGGUGGACAGGAGGCCCGUGUGAAGACGGGAAGCGCUCAGACUUGAUUUCCUUUAAAUUAAUCACCUUUGUUUUCUCACGUGCAUGUAAAUGCGUAUCAAAGACUUGAACAGCGUUCUCCUGACAUUUGAGGAUUUUUUUAGUUUCAUUAUUAAAAGUGGUUAAGCACACAAAGCUGUUUUUGUUUGUAUUUUGUUUAAUAUUUUGAGUUUUGUGACUAUGAGUUUAAAUGAAAUCUGUUAAAAGUUUCAGAGUUAACAUGCUUCUUUUGGUAUUCUGUUUGGAAUAAAGUUUUUUGUUAAGUCCA